GGACCCCGCUGGGGCCGGCCGGCUCCAGCCGCCUGGUGCCAGGCAGCCGCGCUGAGGCGGGGAUCCCGCUGGGGCCGGCCGGCUCCAGCCGCCCGGUGCCAGGCAGCCGCGCUGGGGUGGGGACACCGCUGGGGCCGACCGGUUUCUGCCGCUUUGGUGCCAGGCAGCCGCGCUGAGGCAGGUCCCCGUUGGGGCCGGCUGGCUCCAGCCGCUCGGUGCCCCGGGAUGAGGCAGCUGCUGGCUUGCUGUGUGCAGUAGUCUAAAAGGCAGCUGGUGGACUGCAGGGCAAGCCACUGCCUAAAAACGGGAGUGACAGAGGCACCUCCCAUCCCCACCCUCGGAGCACCUUGCACGGAUGUUGCUCUGCGCCCGCAGAAACUGGCCACGUGUGUUUAAGGGACAGGCUGUGCCCAGGAGGCUUUUGCUCCGAAGGCUCCCAACGUCAUGAUGUCAGAGCUGAGUGAUGAAGCCAGCGAAUCGGAGCUCCUGAACCGCAGCCUGUCCAUGUGGCAUGGGGUAGGCCAGAUGAUCUGUCGAGAAGAGCUGGAUGUUCCACUAGACCUACACACAGCGUCCUCCAUUGGCCAGUAUGAGGUGGUGCAGGAGUGCAUUCAGCGUGGGGAACUGGAUUUAAAUAAGAGAAACUGUGGUGGCUGGACCCCACUGAUGUACGCCUCCUACAUCGGGCAUGAUACCAUCGUGCAUCUGCUGCUGGAGGCGGGAGUGAAUGUGAACGUCCCGACGCCGGAAGGGCAGACCCCACUCAUGCUGGCCUCCAGUUGUGGCAAUGAGAGUGUUGCCUACUUCCUCCUCCAGCAAGGCGCAGAGCUGGAGAUGAAGGACAUUCAUGGCUGGACUGCCCUCUUCCACUGCACCAGUGCUGGACACCAGCAGAUGGUCAAAUUCUUACUGGACAAUGGGGCGAACGCCAACUGCAAGGAGCCUGUGUAUGGAUAUACACCUCUGAUGGAAGCAGCUGCCUCUGGCCAUGAGAUAAUUGUCCAGUAUCUUCUCAAUCAUGGCGUGAAGGUGGAUGUGAGAGAGAACACAGGAGCCACGGCACGGACUCUGGCCAUGAAGUAUGGACACAUGAAGAUCGUGGGGCUGAUGGAUCUACGUGCAGCCCCCAUGCCCAAAGUCUUCUGCAGGGGCCCAGGAAAAUACUGUGAAGAUCUGAGCUCCUCGGAUGAAUCGUGCUCCACUCCCCAGAGACAGAGACCAGUCCGUAAGACCAAGGGCCCCAGUAUCCAUGAGGGGCCCCAGGCUUUGGCUAAGAUAACAGCUGUUGGAAUUGCAGGGAAGAAGCAGUCUCGCUGUGAGCAGGUCCCUCCACAGGGCUACGUUACGUUCAGUGACAAUGGCAGCUUUGAAGGGGAGGAUCUCCGGUUCCGGGAUGUCACCUCUCCAAUCAACGAGCAAGAUGUGGAAAGUAGCAGCAGCAGGGAAGAGAAUGCUUUCUUCAUCAACAACUUGGACAUCAUCAGGAGCAGCAGCAGCAGUAGCGAGUGUCUGCCCAAAGCCCUGGGGGUCAGCAGUGAGGGCUCCCUGGAAAGCAAUGAGGACUCUGACCAUGCAGAAAAGCUCUCUAGUCGGAAACAGGCUAAAAGCUAUGUGAAGAUCAAGACCCGGUACAGCAACUGUGACAGCCAGUGGUCUCAGAGCCCAGGCAAAGCUGGGGUGUCUAGUCAGCACUGUACGCUCCCUAACCCAGAGGCCACCACCUACACAGGACCCCAGGAUCUGGCAACAUUCCUGGAGCAGAUCGGGUGUCUGAAGUACCUCCAGGUGUUUGAGGAGCAGGACAUCGACCUCCGGAUCUUCCUGACCCUCACAGAGAGUGAUCUCAAGGAAAUAGGCAUCACCCUGUUCGGGCCUAAGCGAAAGAUGACCUCUGCCAUUGCUCGAUGGCACAGCAAUGCCAGGCCUCCCAGCGAUGCCCUAGAACUGGCCUAUGCAGAUCGGCUGGAGGCGGAAAUGCAGGAGAUGGCCAUUCAGCUGCACAAGAGGUGUGAGGAAGUGGAAGUGAUGAAGGGCCAGGUGUCCCAGGAGCAGGAGCUGCGGGCGGUGGUCGAGAGCUGCUUGAUGGAGCGGGACGUGGCUUGGAAUGAUGUCCAGAUCCAGUUGCGGGAGGCCCAGGCUAUCACCAGGGACGCUGGGGUCCUGCUAGAGCAAAUGAAAGCCUGUCAGGUGGAGCUAUGUUCCCGGCUGAAGCAAGGGCACCUGACUGGCAGGAUGCUGGAGACCAAGGCAUGGCUGGGAGCUGAUGAGGACAGAUGGCCCGAGGGAGAAGGUCUAGAAGGAGGGUCAGUUUCCUUGAAGUCCCUGAGUCUGCCUGAGCUGUCAGCUUUCCUGGAGGAGCGUGUGGGAGAUAUAGGGAAUGCCCUGCAUUCUGUGACUCAGAACCUUGUGCGGCUACAGACCUCGGAGCGAGGCAAGCAGAGCUGGCCAGAGCCCUAAUGAAGCAGGAUGGAAUUCUGACGUCGGGUGAUGGUUCCACCCGGAAGCUGAGUGCCUGGGAGAACGAGCGCAAGGCUGGUCUGCCAGCACGGCUCCUCUGCUGAGAGCGCCAAGGAGGCAGGCGGGCGCCUGGAGAAGGGGGUCAGCCAGCUGGGGACGGCGGAGAACGAGGAGUCAAGUGGGCAGGCGGCCUCGGCUGGGCUGAUCUCCGGGUUCCUGUCACAGACGGUUUGCUUUCCCUGUCCAAGGGUUAGAGUGUUAAGAGCUGAAGCAUCGGGGCUAAUUGGCCUCUAGCUGCCCAUGGAGAGACUGCCUCAGUUUCACUUAAUGCUGCCUGAUAUUUUUACAGAGCUCUUGUCUGUAGCAGUCAGAUUCCCUUAUGCCCCUCCCUGCCACAACCCCUCGUAACUUGUUCCCUCCAUUUGGUCUCUGCCCGUGGGCUGACCCAGCAAACGUGUGACACACAGAGCAAAGGCCAGCACAGUGGUGGCUGGUGGAGUGAGAUCCAGUGCUUUGGAAAUGGGAGAGUCCUGCAGUUCAGUGGGCUGGGCCUCCCCUUUGAGACAGGAUCAAACAGCCCCAAGCUGCAGCCCUCGGAGGAUCUGGGAGAUUGAAUAUAGCGGGCUCUGCAGCUCUAGCCUGUGGAGAGCUCCCCCUCCUGGCAGCCUGCAGCGGUUCAGCUGUUACCGGCUUCCGAGGAGGCAGGAGCUAUGGGAUCACUUGAGUGUCCUAACUAUGCUCCUCUGUUUGGUUAUGGGUGCAGACCCCCCAUCAGCGCUGACUUGGCAGCUGGCCCUGAUCCUUCCUGCAGUCCAUGAAUGCCCACAUUAACCCCCCAGGGUAGCACAUUUCAAAGGCCUUGCUUCUGCCGAGUCAGCGUGCUCCAGAAGCUUCUGCCGCAGGCAGCAGCUCCUGCUGGUGCAGCACUGGCCCCUUAGGACGAGGGAGCCAGGAGCCACGUGAGAGGAGGGUGUGUGCGGCUCUUGCCUGAUGUGAGUUUAUACUAUCCCCAAGCACUUGUGUGUGAGCUACGUGCUCUGUGCUGCAUGCAGGGCUUGGCCCUGCAAUUGGUGCUAUAAAACCUGCCCCCAGGGUAACACCUGACCAUGAGCACCACAUCCCUCCCCUCAGGUCUGCCCCUAUGUGAAGGCAGGCAUCUAAGACCAGGCGCCUGUUCCAUGGGGGAUCCUCUCCCCUGGGAACCCAUUAGCUGGCUCCUCAGCCCCUAGCUCCUGUUCUUGCGUCCAAGCCUCUCUCCUUCAGACUUGAGCUUGGCACCUCUGCCCCCAUGAAUGGGCUUUCUGCCAGUCAUUUCUAGAUUCCUGCCCUUCCUGCAUGGAGGCUGCUUGUCCCCAAGGCAGCGGGCAGGGCUGCCCUCUUCUCCCUGCACUCUUGGGGAGCAGAAGGGACCUCCUGUUUUCUCCACGGGAUGGGCCUUUGAAGCUGCUGCAUGGGAAGGGUCGGAACAAAGCUCAGCCCAAGGUGGCUCAGGCUGGGCAUGUUUGGAAACCCUGGCUUCCAUCUCUUGAGGGUUUUGUGAGGCACCCUUUCUCGUGGCAUCCGUGGGCCUGAGUCAAACAUGCUGCCAGGCAGCUGAGUCCUGCUCUCCUCUGGGCCACGGGCAACCAGGCACUAGGCGUUGCGUUUUCCUUGUGCUUCUCCAUCCUCCUUUGCCAUCUCCUCCCGCUAGGAGGUCCCCUGCCGGGCUGCUCAUCCCUUCAUUUAGUGGACUGAAGCUUCCUGUCCUUCCUUCCCUCGAAGAACCCGUACAGUUGAGAAAUGAUUCCAUGCAGUCCUUAGCCCCCGCAUUGGCCCCACAGCAUGAGAAUGCUGGGCGUUGGGGUUGGACUCUUAGAUACUAGUGCCAUGGGCUCUUGCAGGGUAACCAGGAGGAGGGCGUGUGUGGGGCACAAGGGGAAGCUGCAGAGGCCUUUACCCAGGCAGGCAGGCGAGGCGCUGUGGGUUGACAGCACAAGAAUGAGAUGGUGAAUGGGGCUCUGUCAAGGCUCCUUCCCCGCUAUGAACUUUAAGGUACAGAUGUGGGGGCCUGCAUGAAAACUUCUAAGCUUAACUACCAGCAUAGAUCUGGUCCGCUGCCACGACUCCCAAUGUGCUAAUUCCCUUCCCUGGGUAGCCUUGAGAGACUCUUCACCAAUUCCCUGAUGAAUACAGAUUCAAACCCCUUGGAUCUUAAAACAAGGAGAAAUUAACCAUCCCCACUCCUCUCUCCCACCAACUCCUGAUGGAUCAAGAUCCAACCCCCUUGGAUCUAAAAAACAGGGGAAAUCAAUCAGGUUCUUAAAAAGAAGGCUUUUAACUAAAGAAAAAGGUAAAAAUCAUCUCUGUAAAAUCAGGAUGGAAAAUAACUUUACAGGGUAAUAAAACUUAAAGAGCCCAGAGGACCCCCCCUCUAGCCUUAGGUUCCAAGUUACAGCAAACAGAGGUAAACACCCUAGCAAAAGGUACAUUUACAAGUUGAGAAAACAAAAAUAAAACUAAUAUGCCUUGCCUGCUGUACUUACAAGUUUGAAAUAUGAAAGACUUGUUCAGAAAGAUUUGGAGAGCCUGGAUUGAUGUCUGUCCCUCUUAGUCCCAAGAGCGAACUCCCACCAAAACAAAGAGCACCAACAAAAGCCUCCCCCCACCAAAGAUUUGAAAGUAUCUUGUCCCCUUAUUGGUCCUUUGGGUCAGGUGUCAGCCAGGUUACCUGAGCUUCUUAACUCUUUACAGGUAAAAGGAUUUUGGAGUCUCUGGCCAGGAGGGAUUUUAUAGUAUUGUACUGUUGCCCUUCCCUUUAUAGUUAUGACAGGCUCUCCAGAGAGCUGAGUAAAAGAAACACACACACACCCCACCCCCCCACCCCCCAGCCUGCAACCUUAAAUGCUGCAGGCCUCAGACACUUCCCACUUAGCUGCCGGGUGCUUUUGAUGCCAUUAUCUGUAUGUGGAAAUGGGUCAUCUUCAGCCUGUGUUCCUGCUCCAGCCUCCGGGAGCUGGAAGUGAGAGCUCCGGUAACAGGGGCUGCUGCAGACCAACUGUGGCGUGCAUUGGCUCCUCACAUACACUGCUCUAGCUCGUGGAGAUGUCUUGGCCACUGGCUGCUCUGACCUGGUGCUGCUGCCCCUGGGAGCUCUCACAGGUAGUGUUCGCGUGGCUCAGGGUGCACUGUCCAAGUGACACGAUUUCCAAUUCUGUAUAGUGAUUUGGGGCAGCCUUAGUUCUUAGACAAAGACCGUGCCCCUGUGAUGGGGGCUAUGGUGAGCUGGGGAAACUACCUUUCUCUUUGCUGGUAAAGGGGAAAAAGCUGUAUUUUAUUUUUAGAUCUUGACCACAAACCCCAAAGUGCAAUACCUGCUGUGACUCCAUCCUUGGAGCCAGGAUCUCCCCUCUGCUCCGCUGCCCAAUGCCAAAGAGACUGGGCCAUGCAAAUGGCCUGCAGAGUUAAUCUCUGUGCCGGUGGAGCACUGAAUUCGCUGUGCUUUGGUGUUUCCAAACCUUCCUGGUUCGGUUCUCAAAACAGCAAGGAGGGGGGUGAGUUUGCCACACCAUACUCGGUUGCGUGGCUUUGUUUGUACUUCUGUUUUCUCUUACAUGUGAGACCAAAAUUAAUGCACACCGUGUUUGGUGAAUAAAUCUGAUUGGAUCUGU
Malaclemys terrapin pileata is the source of this 6104-nucleotide messenger RNA. It is a transcript of the gene ANKS3, whose product is annotated as ankyrin repeat and sterile alpha motif domain containing 3. The record is from RefSeq and is a predicted model, not a curated record. Gene Ontology annotation, cellular component: cilium. Gene Ontology annotation, molecular function: protein binding. NCBI's taxonomy places the organism in Eukaryota, Metazoa, Chordata, Testudines, Emydidae. Bases 445 to 2457 code for a protein of 670 amino acids. The transcript is spliced from 17 exons.